AUGACUCUCGACAUGGUCGUAGGUGCGAGCGCACCGUUGGCGGGCUCGUUCUGGAAUGAUUGUACGGAGGCGACCAUGCACCGCGUCGUUGACAUGCUCCUCGCGGCGGAGGCCGGUGCCAAAGAUUCCGGCCCCGACGACCGCGCGGCUCUUGCGGUGCUCAACGUGAAGGCCGACUUAUGCCGCGCCCUGUUGAGCCACUGCGCGGACGCCAGCAACAUAUGUUUGGCGGACGUGCUCGACGUGCUCGUGGCAGCUUUCGCAGACGUCAACGCCAAGAAUGUUUCGGGGGAGACGGUUCUGAUGUACUCCGCCGGCUGUCCCGAUGCUGUGCGCGCCCUCGUGCGCCUGGGUGCGGACGCAACUCGCUCCGAUUGUUGCGGAUACACGGCCCUUUUUUUCGCGAAAGACAGGGAAGUGGUCGACAUGCUCGUGGACGCCGGUGCCGACGUCGACGCUCGGGCGGAAGACGGCAUCACGCCUUUGAUGCACGCGUGCUUUCAUACAGACAUCGAAGUGGCUCGCGCCCUCUUGGAGAGUGGCGCAGACCCCAACCUCCGGGACGACGAAGGGAGGACUGUCCUCAGCGUGAUCUGCUCCGAACUAUGCGACUUUGUCGUCGCCAUGCUCGACUUGUUGCUGAGGUCGGGUGCGGACGAGAGAAUCGCCGACAGUGAUCACGGCCGUCUCCCCGUCGAUUGCUUGUCGGAACGUGUUUACCCUAAGGAGGUGGUGGGCCAGGCUCGGCAUCUGUUGCUGUCCGCCCCGCGGGACAGAGCGUGGCGCCGCCGGGGAUUUGUCUUGAUGUGCAUGUCUCGCAGUGCGGGCGCGGAAUCCAGCGGCAGCGACUUGGCACGGUGGCUCGUGAGCGCUCGGGCGGGGCAGGAAGGGGUGUUUAGAGAGGUCGUGAGGUACCUCUAA
Molecule: messenger RNA, 921 nt
Organism: Ectocarpus siliculosus
Lineage: Eukaryota; Phaeophyceae; Ectocarpales; Ectocarpaceae
Source: the annotation of a GenBank genome assembly